AUGAAACAAAGGAAAUUAGAGAAAGAGAGAAAAACAAAGCGAGACGGUAAACCAAUUAAAAGUUAUCAACCAAUCAGUCUCACGACGAAAGGGAGACUUCAGAACCAACCCAGCAGUUCAUGGUCACUUGUGUCCUCUGGCUUGCCAUCUUUUUCAAUAGCUACUACUUCCCUAUCACUUCCUCUUUUCUCUAAUCAUCUCAAUCCCUAA
Messenger RNA from Caenorhabditis briggsae, 210 nucleotides. The coding region runs from base 1 to 210 and encodes 69 amino acids. Lineage: Eukaryota; Metazoa; Nematoda; Chromadorea; Rhabditida; Rhabditidae. The record is from RefSeq and is a predicted model, not a curated record. The transcript has 2 exons.